This is a messenger RNA of Gossypium raimondii (Peruvian cotton), 2518 nucleotides long. RefSeq names its product MDIS1-interacting receptor like kinase 2. Bases 228 to 2336 code for a protein of 702 amino acids. The record is from RefSeq and is a predicted model, not a curated record. The transcript is spliced from 3 exons. NCBI's taxonomy places the organism in Eukaryota, Viridiplantae, Streptophyta, Magnoliopsida, Malvales, Malvaceae. Gene Ontology annotation, biological process: protein phosphorylation. Gene Ontology annotation, molecular function: protein kinase activity; ATP binding; protein binding.
UAGUCUUGAUAAUCAAAGUCAAUCCUCCCUCUCUUCUUGGGAUGGAAAUGGCCACUGUAACUGGACUGGGAUAAUUUGUGACAAGUCUAGAAGAGUCCACCAGUUAAAACUUUCAAGGUUCGGUUUGAAAGUUACAGGGCUCGAUUCCUUGGGAAUUAGGUAAACUCCAAUCCCUUCAUCAGCUAAUACUGUUCAACAACAGUCUCAGUGGUUUCAUUCCAGAAGAGAUGAACAAUCUUACAAGUUUGGUAACUUUUGAAGUCUCUGAAAACUACUUGUUUGGCCAUUUACCACAACAGGUGUGCCUUGGCGGAGUACUGGAAAGUUUUACUGCCCAUGACAAUUAUUUCACAGGUCCAAUCCCCAAGAGUUUGAAGAACUGUGCCAGCCUAUACAGAGUUCGGCUUGAACACAAUCAACUUAUUGGGAAUGUAUCUGAAGAUUUCGGCAUAUACCCACACUUGGACUAUCUUGAUCUGAGUGGAAAUAAAUUGAUUGGUGAGCUAUCAUCGAAAUGGGGUCAGUGCCACAAUCUGACAAGCCUAAGGAUCUCUAACAAUAAUCUCUCUGGUGAACUACCCUCAGAACUUGGAAAGGCAACUCAGCUACGAGUAUGUGACCUUUCUUUAAAUCAUCUAACUGGAGGCAUUCCAAAGGCACUAGGAGAGCUAAAAUUGUUGUUCAACUUAAUGCUGAAUGAUAAUCAUCUUUCAGGAAGUAUUCCUCCUGAAAUGGGAAUGCUAUCUAGUCUUGUUCAUCUUAACUUGGCGGCAAACAACUUAAAUGGCUCCAUUCCAAAAUCGUUGAGGCAGUGUGAAAGUCUCUUGGAACUGAACUUGAGUGUCAAUAGAUUGAGUGGAGGAAUUCCUUCUGAGGUUGGCAGCUUGUCUUUUCUUCAAAUUCUUGAUCUCAGUCAGAAUUUUCUGAUAGGUAAAAUACCGAAGGCAGUUGGGAACUUGAAAUCUUUAGAAAAGCUGAACCUCUCUCACAAUAAGCUCUUCGGUUUUUUUCCCUCAACUUUUGAUGAUAUGUUAAGCUUAACAUCUGUUGAUGUAUCCGACAAUCGGUUGGAGGGUCAUCUUCCAGACAACAAGGCCUUUCGAGAGGCUUCAUUUGAGGCUUUCAGAAACAACAAAGGCUUGUGCGGCAAUAUCACAGGUUUGGAAGUAUGUUCUUCAAAAUUAAGCAGUAAUGUUGAUCGGAAAAAGAAUAGCAACAUUGUGAUUGCAACUUUAAUCCCUAUUUUAUUCACACUGCUUCUUGUAUUUGUUGUCUUUUGGAUUCUUUCUUCUUCAAAACGAAGAGAAAGGAAUACCGAGAACACAGCAAGGGUAGUAGCUAGUGAUAAUUUGUUUUCAGUUUGUAACUAUGAUGGGAAAAUGAUGUACAAAAUCAUAGUUGAAGCAACUGAAGAAUUUGACUCCAAAUACUGCAUUGGGGUUGGGGGACAUGGAAGUAUUUACAAGGCACAAUUGUCUGAUGGUCAAAUUGUUGCUGUGAAAAAACUUCACCAACUUCCAGAAGGUGGGGUGGGAGAUCAGAAAGCUUUCAACCGUGAGAUUUGGGCCUUGACUGAAAUACGCCAUCGCAAUAUUCUGAAACUUCAUGGUUUCUGUUCCCAUCCCCAACACUUGAUUUUGGUAUACGAGUUCUUGGAAGGGGGAAGCCUGGAGAAGAUACUGAGGAUUAAUGAACAAGCAAUGGAAUUUGAUUGGAUUAAGAGGGUAAAUGUUGUCAAAGGCAUGGCUAAUGCUUUGGCCUAUAUGCACCAUGACUGCUCCCCUCCUAUUGUCCAUCGUGACAUUUCAAGCAAGAACAUUCUGCUAGAUUCAGACUAUGAGGCUCACGUUGCAGAUUUUGGCACUGCCCGGCUUCUUAAGCCUGAUUCAUCCAAUUGGACCUCAUUUAAAGGCACUUUUGGUUACACUGCUCCAGAGCUUGCUUACACCAUGCAAGUGAAUGAAAAAUGUGAUGUAUUUAGCUUUGGAGUGGUGACACUGGAAACGCUUAUGGGAAGGCAUCCUGGGGAUAUAAUAUCUUUUCUGUCAUCAUCAGUUUCUUCACUCACACCAUCAUGUUCAUCAUCAGCACCCUUCAAUCAGUUACUACUGAAGGCUCUGUUAGACCAGCGUCUUCCCUCUCCUAGGGAACAAAUAGCAGCGGAAGUGGUCUUCGUUGUAAAACUUGCAUCUCUAUGCCUACAUGCCACUCCACAAUCUCGACCAAGUAUGCAACAAGUUUCUCAGGAGCUGUCAACUCGGAACCCACCCUCGGUGAAGCAGUUUCACACAAUAACUAUAAGCCAAUUGUUUGAUUCCAGCUGUUAUACAUCCUGAAGCCUGGCAUGAAAUACUCCCUUUUUUUGGUUCUGUUCUGAUUCUGCAUUUCCUUGAUUUCCCAUGUUUUUAUCACUUGAUGUUCCAAUUAGUUUGUAUUAUCCAAAUUGGAUUUGUCUGAAUCCUAGAAGUCAUCGACCAAAAAAUAAAAGGUUAGCAUAUAGACAGUUUAGACGUAUGAA